This is a messenger RNA of Hemiscyllium ocellatum (epaulette shark), 1358 nucleotides long. Its product is annotated as CD209 antigen-like protein C. Lineage: Eukaryota; Metazoa; Chordata; Chondrichthyes; Orectolobiformes; Hemiscylliidae. The record is from RefSeq and is a predicted model, not a curated record. Bases 24 to 764 code for a protein of 246 amino acids. The transcript is spliced from 7 exons.
CAGGAAGAUCUCUUAAAUGAGAGAUGGAGCUAGACAACAUUUACACUAAUGUGGAAAACUUGUGUCAUGACCAACUGAAACUAGACAUGAAUCAGCAAAACCUAAAAUCAGAACAUGGUGUUCAAUCAACAGAGCCUGUCCAAGGAAAAUGGUCACCUCUGGUCAUCUGCAUUCUCCUGGGUCUCUCCAUCCUGCUGUCCAUGGGGAUGCUGACUGCUGCAGUGAUACUGUUUACACAGCUGUUCAGCAACAUGAAAAUGUUAGAAACUGACAUCAAGAUGGAUCUAACCCAAUUGCUAAGUAGCGUUACAGGAUUAACUGAGAAGACAAACAGAUCACUUGAUGAACUUAGAAAUGAUAUUUCACAGCUGAAGAUGAAACUACCAAGGGAGUGUCCUGAAGACUGGAGGCGAUUUCAACGAAACUGUUAUUACUUUUCAUUAGAAAGCAAGAAUUGGACAGAGGCCCAGAGAGCCUGUGCAUCACUGGACGCCAACCUUGUUGUCAUUAAUAGGCGUUGGAAACAGGCAUUUGUAAAAAAGUGGCUCCAAAACAAAAAUCACUGGAUUGGACUCACUGAUUCUGACUCUGAAGGUGAUUGGCGCUGGGUGGAUGGAACUAACUACACUUCCUCUGUAAAGUUUUGGUCUGAGGGUGAACCAAAUAAUGCUUCUGAUGAAGACUGUGCAGAAAUAUACAGUAAUGGAGGAUGGAAUGAUCGGUCAUGUGAUGUCUCUCAACAGUGGAUCUGUGAAAAGCCAUGACAGUUUAAUUCUCCUUAAUGUUCCAUCAGUGGAAAGGGAGGGAAGUAAAUCACUUUGAAGUGUUCAGUCUGUUGUACAUUGGGUAAACAACUGUAAGCUGGGGUUGGCAGAAAGGAGUAGCAAGUGACCUCCCUCACUCUCCUGACCGUAACGUUCCAAAAUCCCACUGAAAGCAAUCAGGCUAUUCCCCUUUAUCUCAAUUCAGUGAUGUGAAGAUUCACAUUUGCACUGUCCCUAUAUUCCUGUACUAUGUUGACUCAGAUCAAUAAUUGCGGUAUACUGUGGAUGCUGAGAGAUAUGUAAUAAGAACCAUAGAAACUCAGGUGGUCUGGCAGUGUGUGUGGUCAGUGAAAGAGUUAAUAUUUUCGUUCUGAAGAAGUUAUACUGGACUCAAAACAUUAAAUCUUUAUGGCCCGCCAUAGAUUCUUCCAGACCUGUUGAUUUUCUCCAGCACUUUCUAUUUUUAUUCCAUAUUUCUGCAAUAUUUAAGGGAUAGUUGUAAGUGUUCUGUUCCUUUCACCCACCAGCCCAAUCCCAUUGAAGCAAAGGAACUAAAGGGAUCUUAAACAUGUUGGCUGUUUAGAAUUCAUGACA